Aureobasidium namibiae CBS 147.97 is the source of this 1638-nucleotide messenger RNA. RefSeq names its product deoxyribodipyrimidine photo-lyase. Gene Ontology annotation, molecular function: DNA binding; FAD binding. Gene Ontology annotation, cellular component: nucleus; cytoplasm. Lineage: Eukaryota; Fungi; Ascomycota; Dothideomycetes; Dothideales; Saccotheciaceae. The transcript has 2 exons. Gene Ontology annotation, biological process: circadian regulation of gene expression; entrainment of circadian clock by photoperiod. The record is from RefSeq and is a predicted model, not a curated record. The coding region runs from base 1 to 1638 and encodes 545 amino acids.
AUGUCGAAACGCGCACAUCCUCACGAUGCUCAUCCGAGCGAUCACUCGGCAAUCUACAAUGAAGAUCUCAAGCAUCCUUCGCCGAAGCGCGCAAAGCAGAUUGACGAGCACUCGCCCUUUGUCUCUCUAGAGAAGGCCAUCGCGGAGCAGAAAACCGAUCAUUCGGUUCGCAACGUGUUGCACUGGUUUAGAUCCAAGGAUGUACGAGCAGACGACAAUCGCGCACUCUAUGCUGCGUCGCAAAAGGCAAAAGAGGGGGAUGGACACUUGAUCACCAUGUACCUGUACAGCCCCGAGGACCUCGAAUGGCACGGUACAAGUCCUGCUCGAUCUGACUUCCUGUUGGAGUCGCUUUCGUUGCUGCAGAAGCAGUUGCGUGAGAAGAAUAUCCCAAUGGCUGUUGUGACAGCUGAAGAAAGAGCGGACAAGACGGACAAAGUCAUUGAGUUCAUCAAGGAUAACGACAUCUCGCACGUGUAUGGAAACUACGAGUACGAGGUUGAUGAGACGCGCCGUGACAUCAAGGUCACGCACCAUAUUCAGGAAGAGAAGGACGUGUCCAUUGAGCUCCUGCACGACCAGACGGUUCUCGAACCCGGACUACUCAAGACUGGUUCCAGGACACCCAUGAAAGUCUUUACACCCUACCACAAAGCCUGGCUCGCAGAGACGAAAGAGAACCCAGAGCAUCUCGAUCUCGUAGGGCCUCCCGAGGCGAACGACAAGUCUGCUCUCGACAAGCUCAAGAGUCUGUUCGAUUCCAAGAUGCCCUCCUUACCUGAAAGCAAAGACUUCAUCAGCGACGAAGAGAGGAAACGUAUCCGUGGACUCUGGCCUGCAGGUCACGAAGCAGGUAUUGACCGCCUGCAACACUUCCUCAACGAAAAGGUAUCUGAAUACGCCGACCACCGCUCCGAACCAGCCAGAGACCCUUCCUCUCGCCUAUCAGCAUACUUCUCCGCCGGAGUCAUCAGCGUACGGGAAGCCCUGGCUGCUGCAAAGAAACACAACAACAACAAACACUUUGACGAGGGCUCCUCUGGCAUUGCUUCUUGGGUCCGCGAAAUUGUAUUCAGAGAGUUUUACCGUCAGGUUCUUGUGGCUAUUCCUCAUAACGCUAUGAACUUGCCUCAGAAUCUCAAGUUUGAUCAUGUGCAUUGGGAAGACGAUGAGGAGGGUUGGGAGAAGUGGUGUCAGGGCAAGACUGGUGUUCCGUGGGUUGAUGCAGGAAUGCGACAGCUGAACACAGAAGCUUACAUGCACAACCGCCUCCGCAUGAACACCGCCUCCUACCUAACCGCCAACCUCCUCAUCGACUACCGCCGCGGCGAACGCUACUUCGCCACCCACCUCAUCGACUGGGAUCUCUCCAACAACACCCAAGGCUGGGAGCCGUCCUACACCGUAUUCAACCCCAUCGCUCAAGCCGAAAAGUGCGACAAAAAUGGCGAUUAUAUCAGGAAAUGGGUUCCUGAGUUGAAAGAUCUAAAUGGUAAGGAUAUCUUUGAUCCGUAUGGCAGGUUGGGCAAAGCAGAGUUUGAGAAGUUGGGAUAUCCGAAGCCGCAUGUGGAUUUCAGCGAGAGUAAGCAGAGAGCGGUUCAGAGGUUCAAGAAGGAUUUGGCCGAAGCUGAUGUUUGA